AGCAUGUCACAACCAAACUCUCCAACUCCAAAGAAAAAAUUGUCAAAGAAAGAACGUCGUGAUCAGCGGUACCAAGAAUCAGAAGAGGAUGUCUGUUGUGAGUGUAGAGACCUAUUACAGGAGGCAGUAAAAUGUGGAAUUCAACCUAAUCCAAUAUCAGACAAGAUUCGCGGAUUCUCUGUUUCUGUUCCUGUUCGUGUUCGCCUGGAAGGAAGAAAAGAGUCAAUGAAAUAAUAUUUGAUUUUUUGUAAAUUAUAUGCUUCUUGGCAAAAAAGUAGUGUUUAUAAUUGAAAAUAUAUUUGUGGCUAUAAUUAUAAUUGACACCUGUAAAUAUUUGUGUAUCAGGUGAUAAUGUUUUUUUUUUUUUUAAUUUCUGGGAGACAUUUACAUUGUCAUCAAGAUCCUAAGCAUUGUAAAAUUGUGUAGUUUGUUCUUAAAAGUAAAAAAAUAUGAAAGGUCAAUGUA
Molecule: messenger RNA, 465 nt
Organism: Anneissia japonica
Lineage: Eukaryota; Metazoa; Echinodermata; Crinoidea; Comatulida; Comatulidae
Source: RefSeq, a predicted model, not a curated record